AUGACAGACACUACGAAUCAGUUAGGAGUUGAAGAGACUUCUACUGCUACAUCAUCAAUCGAUACAUCAAUUCAAAAGUUGGACAUCAAUGAUCAACAACAAGAGAUAGACUUGAAUGACAAUAUAAAUACAUCAUCCUCAAUAGAUGGUCAACAACAACAAAAUGUAGAGCAUGAACAACAACAACAACAACAACAACAACAACAGAGCAGUAAUACUGUACCUAUGCCUACAACAGCGUCUACAGUGGUGACCAAUGAGAUAUCUAGUAUCACCAAUCAGAAUGAUAUACACAAUAUAUUGAAUACACAGACUGAAAUACUGGCCAAACAAUACGAGACCAACACUGCACUGCAACACUUUAACGACUACUCGGCUCAGAAGUAUGCCCAGGUGUCACACGACUUUGAGAAGCACACCAAGAUGCUCAAAGAGAUGAAGAGAGACCUGGAAUACAUAUUUAAAAAGACAAGAACACUUCAAUCUCUGUUGAAUGACAAGUUUCCAAACAUCAAUGUGGCACAGACUACUCACUUGGUAGAGGAUGACUAA
Messenger RNA from Acytostelium subglobosum LB1, 552 nucleotides. RefSeq lists its product as hypothetical. Gene Ontology annotation, cellular component: BORC complex. The transcript is spliced from 2 exons. Gene Ontology annotation, biological process: lysosome localization. The record is from RefSeq and is a predicted model, not a curated record. Lineage: Eukaryota; Evosea; Eumycetozoa; Acytosteliales; Acytosteliaceae. The coding region runs from base 1 to 552 and encodes 183 amino acids.